AUGAUGAUGAUGGUUAGGAACUCUAGAGCUUCCACCCUCAGAGAGGCAAUCGAAGAAGCCAAGGUCUUGGAAUCGGUUUAUGUUAAAGGAAAGGAAGAAAGGAUGUCGAGUGGAGAGAAGAGGAAGUGGGAAGGGCCUUACACACCAUCCAAAAAGCCAAACUACGUUGGCAGCAACAAUCGCGGAGCCCAUCCCAAACAAGAGGCUAGAUGGUGUCCCAAAUACCGCAGUAAACAUCACGGCCCGUGUAGCACCAACUCUACCCCCACCAAAUGCUUUAAGUGUGGGAAGGCAGGCCACACACGAAACAAGUGUCCAAUCAAGGGACCCAUAUGUUUUGGAUGCGGAGAGCCGGGCCAUUUCAAGAAUGAAUGCCAAAAGUUGAAAACAGGUGGGAGUCAGGGAAGAAAAGAGAACGCCCCAAAAUCAACCGGUCGAGCCUUUCAGAUGUCGAGAGAAGAAGCUAAGGCGGGGACGGAUGUAGUGUCGGGUACGUUCCUUAUUAACUUCGUACCUGCUCACGUGCUUUUUGAUUCAGGUGCUUCAUGUUCCUUUGUGUCCACUACAUUCUAUCAACACUUGCAUACGCCACCUAGUACACUAGAAGAUGCAUUAAUCAUAGAUAUAGCGAAUGGUAGUCAAGUUUUGGUGCGUGAAAUUGUUAGAGGUUGCGUUUUGGGAAUUGAAGGAAAGGAAUUUCAGGUGGACCUCAUACCCAUGGCUAUAGGCGGAUUCGAUGUCAUAAUCGGGAUGGAUUGGCUAGUUGAGAACCAAGUGGAAAUCUUAUGCUCUAAGAAGCUGAUCCGAAUUUCUUUGUCAGGCGGGGAUGCCGUACUAGCUUAUGGAGAAGGAAGAAAAGGAAAUGUAGUACUCUUAUCCAUGGCGAAGGCACGUAAGUGCCUAGCUAAAGGAUGCUCCUCAUUUAUUGCGUAUGUAUUGAAUACCAUGCUAGAGAUAAAAAGAGUUGAAGAUGUGAAAGUGGUUAAUGAAUUUUCUGAUGUAUUCCCUGAAGACCUACCCGGAUUACCACCCGAUAGACAAGUGGAGUUCCGGAUCGACCUCAUUCCGGGAACCGCUCCAAUUGCUAGAGCCUCUUACCAUUUGGCGCCAUCCGAGAUGUGA
This is a messenger RNA of Cynara cardunculus var. scolymus (artichoke), 1122 nucleotides long. RefSeq lists its product as uncharacterized. NCBI's taxonomy places the organism in Eukaryota, Viridiplantae, Streptophyta, Magnoliopsida, Asterales, Asteraceae. Gene Ontology annotation, biological process: proteolysis. Gene Ontology annotation, molecular function: aspartic-type endopeptidase activity; zinc ion binding; nucleic acid binding. The record is from RefSeq and is a predicted model, not a curated record. Bases 1 to 1122 code for a protein of 373 amino acids. The transcript has a single exon.